GGGCCAGGACGGGCGGGCUACGAUGCCCGCGGCGGGAACCAUGACAACACAGCCGCCUUGAUUCUGCCGCGGGGCCCGCCGGCGGCGGUAGCAGGGUUCUGACUGCAGGCUUUCGUCCUCACGCUCUCGCCAGGUGCUGCCGGUAACCCGCCCAGCCCAUGACACGGCGGGCAGCGGCGGGCAGGCAGGCGUCUCCAGGGACGGGCGGCGAGCAGGGAGAAACACCCGCGCCUCCUCAGGAGGCGGCGGCAUCUUUUCCUCGGGGGCAGCACCGGGGAGGAGGCCGAGAGCGCAAGCCGCCGCCGCCAGCCAGCACUAGACCCUCAGCGACGGGGAGCUCCGAUGCCCUCUCUGCUCCGCGCCCACGGCGGCCCCUCCUGAGCGGCGACGGCAGAGCCGGUUUGCCCUAGCGCGCAUGCUCGGCGCGGCCGCCAUUUUGGUGGGGCCGGGAGUUCUCCAGCGAGAGCGGCGGUGGAGCUCGCUGGGCCCGGCUCGGAGGCAGCGGCGAGUGGGUGCUCGCUGCGGAGAUGGCUAACAUCGCGGUGCAGAGGAUCAAGCGGGAGUUCAAGGAGGUGCUGAAGAGCGAGGAGACGAGCAAAAACCAAAUUAAAGUAGACCUUGUAGAUGAGAAUUUUACAGAAUUAAGAGGAGAAAUAGCAGGACCUCCAGACACACCAUAUGAAGGCGGAAGAUAUCAACUAGAGAUAAAAAUUCCAGAAACAUAUCCAUUUAAUCCUCCCAAGGUGCGAUUUAUCACCAAAAUAUGGCAUCCUAAUAUUAGCUCAGUCACUGGAGCCAUUUGUUUGGAUAUUCUGAAAGAUCAAUGGGCAGCAGCAAUGACUCUAAGAACAGUGUUGUUAUCACUGCAAGCGUUGUUGGCAGCUGCAGAACCAGAUGAUCCACAAGAUGCAGUAGUGGCAAACCAGUACAAACAAAAUCCAGAAAUGUUUAAACAGACAGCUCGACUUUGGGCACAUGUGUAUGCUGGAGCACCAGUUUCUAGUCCAGAAUACACCAAAAAAAUAGAAAACCUUUGUGCUAUGGGCUUUGAUAGGAAUGCAGUAAUAGUGGCCUUGUCUUCAAAAUCAUGGGAUGUAGAGACUGCAACAGAAUUACUCCUGAGUAACUGAGCCAUGUAGAGAGUUGCUUCAGUAGUCCAGCUUGCCCCUUCUGGAGGAGCAUCACCAUCUGUUAUUUUUAGGAUUCUAUAUAGAUUCUCUUUUAAAACUGGCACUCUUGCCUGAUGAUGCUAUCUAGGCACUAUUGGAGACUGAAAGAACCGCUCUGUAAAUAAAGCUAAUUAAACGUCUGUGUAAAUUUAAAAAGGGGAAAUACUUUAAUUUUUUUUCUUACUAAAUAUUGUAAAAAUUCUUGGAGCUCAGCUGAAAUAAUGGGGGAAAAAAAACAUGCCUACUUUAGUGUUUAGCAGUGUGACGAAGACUAGCAGGAACUUGCUUCGGGAUAUUUUGGUUUAGUAAUUCAGAAAGCGACAUUUUUGAGUGUUAGUCAUCACGAUUGUUGGUGCCACUCAUCACAGCUAUCUUACUGUUUUUUAACAUGGAUCCUACGUGCCUGUGGAUUGACCUAUAUUUGCAUGCUUGUACUUAAUAGACAUAUUAGGUAGGGUCGCUGAAGAGAGCGCCGUGGAACCACUCGUGUGUUCUGGUACCUUCUUUCCCGAAAGACUCGCGGGACUCGCCGCGGGGCCCAGACGGGGACCUCUUCAGAGCCAGUUUCUUUCCAGCGCAGUGAUUGGGAAACCCGAUUCUCCUCUCCCUCACGUCGUGCAGCUGAAAAUCCUCACUAGAUUCCGUUUCAUCACCUGUGGGUAUCUGUGUGCCAUGGACAGUAGUCUAGGCUCCCCUUUAGAAGAUGCGUUUCGAAUUACCGGUAAUGGUUCUCAUCCGUCGUGUUUCCUCCUGCACCAUCUCGUAAGGAGUAUGCCUCUAGAGCACAACAAGAUGGAGCUGGUUGGCUUUCCUUUCUCUCUUUUUUUUUUAUUUUGUCUUAGUAGAUGUAAAAUGUUCUUCAGUACAUUCUGGAUGAUACAAUUUCCUUGGGUUUGAAGAGGAGAAAGCUGAUUCUCUGGCGUACUACGAAUUAAACGAAUUUUCCUUUGAGUACCUGAUAUGAUGCAAUCAGCUGUUUUUUGCAGUGCUUUUCUAGCUUUAUUUUGGGCUUCAAUUCGAGGAGUGCUUACCAGGUACUUUGAAAUUCAUCCUUGCUUGCGUUUUUCUCUAGUUGACACAUGGAGGCUGUGUUGGUGUUUUUACUGUACAUACUUCAAAUGCACAUAGAAGUAGAAGUGUGUUCUCAAUUUAGCUUUCUUUUGGAUUGAUGUUUCUGAUAAAAGAGAACUGAAAUCUUACCUUGGCUUGUACAUACAGUCAGUCUUUCUAUUCGUAUUAAAAUGACAUUUCAUCCCGAGUGCAAAAGCUUGAGAAUUAUUAGUUUUGCAACUUCAAACACUAGUACAUCUAUUUAAAGAGAGCUGUAAUGUCCUUGUGAGUAUGAUGCGAACUUUUGAGAAUCUAUCUGACAAGGAAGUUCAGAGAAAUCCUGAGCCUAGGGAGCGGGGCCAGCGGGUGAUGGAGUACUGCACAAGUCCCCUUUGCCACGACUGCUUUUGUUUCUCCUAAACUGUGGAUUAAUGGAGUGGGGAAAUACAUGUCUGGGGUUUUUCUGGAGGUAUGAAGUACAAGCUGAAAUAGUUUCAUGCUUCAUAGGCAGUCUGUUUAUAAAUCGUAUUAAAGGAAAUCAGGAGUAUUAUUGUGUCUGUUAAAUAUCUGGAGCAUAGUGGUAGGGGAACAGAACCAGGAAACAGAGCUGUAGAGACCAAGCUAGUUCAGGGAUGUUCCCUCUACUGCACUGUCUGAUGUGUCCAAACUUCAAAAUUUCGGGGCACAGGCAGUCAGUGCUUUGAACUCAUAUCAGUGCAAUACUAAAUGCAUUUGCUCAGUCUUCAUACUUACUGCUCUUUAAAGUGUAGUCAGUUUUCUUGAGUUAGUGUAAAUCAUUUUGCAGUGAUGCCAAAGGAAAUGAGUUGUUUUGUCUUUAUAUUUAUUUUUUUAACAAGAAGCUGCUACUGUUGAGCUGGUUUUGCUUGGUGAAAACCAGAGACAGUAGGAAACUGCCACUUGUGUCAGUCUCAAGUUGCUGUCUUUUCUGUUAUAUGAGCAAAGAACUUCUUCAUUACAUCAACACCUUUGAUUUUUUACCCUGGUGGUAAUUCUAAAUUGCUGUCUACUUUCCCAUGUUCUUUGCUGCUAUUUAUCAAAAGGAUGAACUUAGAAGUCAUUUUUGGGGUCAUAAAACUUCUGUUAAAGGCUUCUUGAACUUGUCCUUUUAUGAGUCUCCUAAGAGCAGCAAGCAGGUCUUUCCAACAAUGUGUGAAGGGGUAAAGGAAGCCAGGGCAGUGGGGAGAGAAAAGAACCAUUUCCUUUCAAGUGAGCAUGGUCUCCUGUAAAACAAUGUCUUGUUACGUUUCAUGUCUCAUUAAGUUACCUCAUUUUCUUCUCUACUGCAAAACGCUUGUCUUUCCCCUUCGGUCUAGAUGUUGGAUACUGGGUUUUGCUCUCCGUCCAUGUACUUGGUAGCAAAGAUAUCUUGACGCUGGCUUAGAUGCUGGCAGGAGAGGAGCUUCUCAAGAAGUGAGCUGAGAAGGAAACAUUGAGCCACCAUUAACUAAGGAGACAUCUGUGGACUAAAGUCCCUCUGAGUUUUGAUGUGCCAGUGCUUUAUAAGGAAUGUUUUUGUGUUCUUGGUAACUAUCAGAGUUGAAUAUAGGGAUGAUGUUGUACAAAGUUAGUUUAAGUGCAGUUGGGGCUGAGCCCCAGUAGAUUUGCUGUUAGAGUUCAGUGUCAGUGUGAGUUUGUACAUGCCAGUGGCCAUUCUGUUUCCCGUGGGCUGGGAUAUUGCUAUGCCCGGGCUGCGCCUUCACUGUGGUCACAGCAACAACACAGAGCAUAGGUACAGCUGGCUCCUAAGUACAGAUAAAUCCUGGGCUGUCGUCCUCUAUUGUGUGAGAUGAUGGCUUGAAACAGUAAUUUUGAAGUCCCAUUUUUCUAAAGGAGGUUUUGGUAAUGACACUCGUGAUUGCCAGAGCACCGGUCAGAUGGCACUGCUGAACGCUUUAAUGUGCACCCAGCAACGUGGUUUAUCCUCACUUGUUUUGAUGGUGGGAAAUGAGAAGCUCUGAUCUUGUCCAGUUCCUCAGAGAGUAAAGUACAACUUGGCUCAAAGGUAGAGAAAGGCCCUUUCCUGUUGCCAAAAGCCUCUGUCUUCCCGCAAGCGCCAAAAACUCUGACUGUGUCCCACCCCCACGCACCAAACUCACGGCUUCCUCCUGUUGCUUCUGCGAACAGGCUGUGUUCUCAGCCUGACAAACUGCUACAUUUCAGAGACAACAUUGAGGAGCAUCUCCUUCUGGAAUGAUGCAGCACUUGGUGCUAUUCACUCAGUGUAUCCCAAACUCGCAAUUGUUUUGUAAAGAAGGUUACCACAGUGGGCACGGGGCCUUGCCUGGAGCUGCUUCGGCUGUAUCUAUCCGAGCAACAGCUACUGAUGGGGUAGGAAUAUGUCUUGGGUUGGGUUUUUUUAUUACCGUUGUAUUUUCAUGUUUUCUAUUAGUAUUGCAACACUGACAUAGGGAAUAUAGGAUCAUUUUGUUGUGGUCUGACAGGAGGAGUUGAGUACUCAGAAGCUUACCUUGUGCUGCCAAACGUGUGUUACAUGGCGUGGGUAUCAGACACGUUUAAACUAUGCAAACUGAAGCUGAACAGCUGUGAAUCAGACCAGGCACUUGGGAGCAUAGGGAUUGCUUAUGUAUUUGGGGAAGGGAGAAAAAUCCAAACAGUUUCAAGCAAGAGCUUUUGUUUACUGCAUUGGUCCUUCACUGUGAAGGGGAAGCGUUCCAGUUCAGUGCCAGGGGAAACUAAACUGUGCACGUCCCUGGUUUCCUUCCUAAAUGCCAACACAAGCUGGCGUGGCCUUGGAGGCUUGCCCAAAGCAGGACGUGGUAAAUAACCUAGCAGUGACUGUUGUGCUUAUUGUCUGCAGACAGGAGGAGGAGAUGAGGUGUCCUCUUUUGUUGGUAGAGUUGAUGAGAAGCAUCUCACUAGUGUGACUGCUGGUUUGUGACCAGGUCGUUGGUGGGGCAUAGUUUGGAUGAGCACUUGGCUCACCAAUAGAUAACGCAGGCGGCUUUCCUCACACUGUCGCAGGGCUAAAGCCUGAGAGUGGAGAUGCUCCUGAGGCACCUGACGCUGUUUCUGGGGAGGUGAUAGGUGUGUCAUUGCUACAGCCAGUGCUUUCUGGGCACAGCUCUACCCUGAGGCCAUUGAAGGAGCAGUUGCUUCUUUCUUGACAGUUUUCUGAGCUCUUGCAGCCCAUCGGUGCCUCCUGUGGCUUGCCUGUCUCAGUCAGAGUGCCAGGGCUGGCUGUCGGGCCAGCGCGCCCAGCCGUGGUUGUGGCCCCCGGCUGCCCUCACUGGCUGCAGCACUCAGUGUGUCAUGACUUGCCUGCAGAGCUGUUCUGGCUGGACAAACUGAUGCUGUGUGGUGCUGUGCUAUCCUUUUGCUGCUACCUGCUGUGUAGGCAUCAAAGUAGCCGGUUGCUUACAGUGCCGAGCUGUUGGUCACUGAUGUAACCUCAGACUGGGGCUCAGCAGGCAGGGAGAUGUGCUCUGCCAUGCUCUGCUUGGCCCUCGGACCGUGAGUGGCAGUUGCUGAUGCUGUCCUGUGGUAUCUGAAGGAGGCUGCUGUCAUACGAAUGCUGAUGGCAACUGCUGAAGAACUCUGCCUUGCACUUACCUUUUCCAUCCUGAAGUCUGGCUUUCCUAAUUUAAGAGAAAAAAGAAUUAGCAGUAGCCACUGUUGCAGGAGGUUGGUUGCUGAGCACCAGGUGCUGUGCAGGAGGAGCAGGGGGGGGCUGGAACAGAGCAUCAGGGGCUUUGGUCUUGAAGAUAAAAACAACACAAAUGCUUUUUGUAUGCAAAUGACUUUUUAAAUAAAUAAAUACCCAUUUUAAAAGA
Colius striatus (speckled mousebird) is the source of this 6031-nucleotide messenger RNA. It is a transcript of the gene UBE2K, whose product is annotated as ubiquitin conjugating enzyme E2 K. Gene Ontology annotation, molecular function: ubiquitin conjugating enzyme activity; protein binding. The transcript is spliced from 7 exons. Gene Ontology annotation, biological process: protein polyubiquitination; proteasome-mediated ubiquitin-dependent protein catabolic process. Bases 528 to 1130 code for a protein of 200 amino acids. The record is from RefSeq and is a predicted model, not a curated record. NCBI's taxonomy places the organism in Eukaryota, Metazoa, Chordata, Aves, Coliiformes, Coliidae. Gene Ontology annotation, cellular component: nucleus.